This is a messenger RNA of Penicillium malachiteum, 1236 nucleotides long. RefSeq lists its product as uncharacterized. The record is from RefSeq and is a predicted model, not a curated record. NCBI's taxonomy places the organism in Eukaryota, Fungi, Ascomycota, Eurotiomycetes, Eurotiales, Aspergillaceae. The transcript is spliced from 2 exons. Bases 1 to 1236 code for a protein of 411 amino acids.
AUGGACCUUGCUCGCGAUGUCAUUGAUCAGGAAGGCGAUACGUUUGAGUAUUAUGCCACCCGCCUGGUCUCCGCCGUGGUCACUCAGAUCUUCUCAUACAUGAUUGACAGUGGACUUCAAGACGGCUACAUCUGCACAGGAGAGGCUUUUGUUUUUCUCCAUAUUCCAGAGGAUCCUACUGUUAUUCAAUAUUACUUAUGUGUGCCGAAUCAAGACGUGCAGGGGAACGAUCAGUGCCGUCUCCACCGGACGGCUAUCCGCCAGGUACUUGCCUUCACUCUUCAGGUGUUGACCACCGAGCCUCCAUCUCAAGAGUGGCACGAUACAGCGCGUGAACAGCUUACUACUUGGGAAGUCGAAUAUUUGGACGUCUUGCGGGAGAUCCCCGAAACCAACCAAAAAAAACACAAUACACGGUCCCGCGCUCGCUGUCAAACAGAUAUUACGACUCCGAAGCACUCGUCUGCGGAAGGGAGUGGCAGUGAGGAAGAACCUCACUCCCCAUCUACUACAGCGGCAGCGCGCAGCCAGGCGAGAUACCAAAAAUUGAGCCGCAGGAGUAACAAAAAGCAGAGCGGCCGUAGACAUAGUGGGACGGAGGCAGGACAGGAUUCUCCAAAAAACAACCGGGUUAUACGAGCGUACUGCACCAUGAACUGCAUACGCGGCAUAGCCAAUCGAGAUCUUCUGGAUAAAGAAUGCCCAAAUUUACAAAGGCAUUUGCAACAUUCUAGCAGUCACAGGCAUUCGAUAGACUCGGCAGAGUUCACCCGCAGGAUUCAUCGUCAGCUCGUGCAGAAUCGAAAUGAGGGAUUUGAACAACUACACGUGCGCGGCCGAACGGGUUACCUUGUGAAGGCAACCCUUCUAACACAUGGAUACACGGUGGUUAUCAAAGCCACCACGGCAGAGAAGCAGCGUCGCCUCCAAGCAGAGGUGGAAAACUAUGUCCACCUCCGAAGCCUACAAGGCCAACAGAUUCCCGUCUGCCUGGGUGCUUUCAAACCACGCAUCGCAUAUUGGUACCACGGUGAGAUAAUGGCGCACAUGAUGAUCUUAGGUUGGUCUGGAAUACGACUUCAGCAUGUCAUCAACGAUGAAAAUUCCACCUUUUCGACCUGGAGCGCAAGAAAGUUCUUGCUGUGCUACAGUCGCACGGAAUCAUUCACGGUGAUAGUGAGUGGUGCAAUAUGUUAUGGGAUAAUGCGGGCCGCCAUUUGGUUGUCAUUGAUUUAG